Molecule: messenger RNA, 3504 nt
Organism: Tinamus guttatus (white-throated tinamou)
Lineage: Eukaryota; Metazoa; Chordata; Aves; Tinamiformes; Tinamidae
Source: RefSeq, a predicted model, not a curated record
AUGAGGAGGCGGCCGCGGCGGCUCAGCUCGCGCCUGGCGCCGUGCCCGGCGGGCCGGGCUGCGCAUGGCGAGAGGCUGGAGGGGGGGGGAGACGCAGGCCGGCGGGCGCCGGCCGCCCCGGCGCGGCACGGCAAGGCAGAGGAGUCCAGCGAGAGCCGCGAGGAGGAGCAGGUCUCCUCUGUCCCUGCCCCUCGCGAGGGGCUGGCACGGGGGAGGCUGAAGGAGGACACGGAGCUCCCCUGUGGUAGCCACGUGGUGUCCCUGCCCUCUCCUGAGCAGCGAGGUGCUGCCAGGCUGUGUCCUUGGUGGCCCGUUGCCAUCAUUGCUGCGCAGUGUCCAGAGGAGCUUUGUGCCCGUCUCUGCCUGCCCCAUGACCGCGGCGGCCGGCAGAGAUCUGCAGCGCCGCUGCCUCUUGGCUUAAAUGCCCCGUUGGUGGCCGCCUUCAGCGGGUGCCGUAUCUCAAGGCCGCUCUGUAAUUACCGCUUGGUUUUCCAGGCUCACGAUUCCCUCCUUGGAUUCAUCUCCGGGCAGGAUUUCUCCCUGCGACAGCACGGAAAUCUCUGGGCAGAGCAGGCAAACAGCUCCCUGGCGCCAUGGGUCAAUGCCUUGGAUCGCCGUCUGGAGAAGGGAAUGGCUUGUGCCACGGGCUGGUCUGGGGGUGACGGGCAGGACUCCGAUGACUGGUUCUCCAGAGGCCGGCGGUCCGAGCGAGCCGCCGGGCGUCCCAAACUCAACCUGACCAAGCAGGCGUUGCCUUGGAGCGACCAGUACAAGGGCAGGGCCAACCUGCACGUCUUUGAGGACUGGUGCGGAGGGGCAGUGAGGCACCUCAGGAAGAACCUCCACUUCCCGCUCUUUCCCCACGCCCGCACCACGGUGAAAAAGCUGGCUGUGGCACCCAAGUGGAAGAACUAUGGGCUGCGGAUUUUUGGCUACAUCCACCCCUUUAAGGAUGGGGACUUCCAGUUUUCUGUGGCAUCUGACGACAACUCGGAGUUCUGGCUUAGCUCCGAUGAGAGUCCAUCCAACUCACGCCUGGCUGCCUUCGUGGGCAAGCUGGGCACCGAGUGGACGGCCCCGGGAGAGUUCACCAAGUUCCGCUCCCAAGUGUCCAAGCCGCUGCACCUCAUGUCGUCCAGGCGCUACUACUUUGAGCUGCUCCACAAGCAAGAUGACCGGGGUUCGGACCACGUGGAAGUUGGCUGGCGAGUUUUCCUCCCCAGCUUGAAGUUCGAAGUGAUCGACUCCUCCUACAUUUCUCUUUACACAGACGAGUCGUCCCUGAAGAUGAACCACGUGGAGCACAUCCCGCAGUCCCUGGCCAGCCACAGCGGGAGCCACCUCUGGGAGGCGCAGCGGGAUGAGCACGGCGCCGACAUGCUCAAGACGGACCCCAGGGACACCUUCUUCCUCACCCCGGCCAUAGAGGCCUCCCGCGUGCAGAACGUGCUGGUGCCCUGUGCCUACAGCCCCACCUACGUGGUGAAGGACUUCCCCAUCGCCCGCUACCAGGGCCUGCAGUUCGUCUACCUCUCGUUUGUGUACCCCAACGACUUCACGCGCCUCACCCACAUGGAGACGGAGAACAAGUGCUUCUACCGGGAGUCUCCCCUCUACCUGGAGAAGUUCGGUUUCUACAAGUACAUGAAGAUGGAUGAAGAGGAGGAGGAUCCUCGCCAGCGAGCGUUUCUCUUCUUCAACGCAGACAGUUUCCUGGAUGAGGAGGAGGAGGAGGAGGAGGAGGGAGUUGACAGUCCUGAGCCCACAGAGCCAGCGGCCCAAGCGGUGGCGCCCAGCACACCGGCAGCGCCCCAGCGGGGCGGCAAGGCCAGGGCAGCGCAGGAGAAGGUCUACGUGACGCGGCUGCAGACGGGAAAGAGCAAAGCCCCAGCUCAGGAACCCGCCUUCCCCAGCAUCUUCCUGUAUCCGAAGGCCCCGAGGAAGGUGCACCUUCGCUCCAGGAGCCCGCGGAGGCGUCCCGUCCCCUCCAGCAAGGUCCGCCGAGUGCCCUGGCUCCUGAGCACCAUCUCCAAGGAAAAGGGCACUGCCAAGCGCCGGAGCGCUUGGGAGAGCCUGGACAAGCGGGAAGAGCCGAGGGGGCAGCGGCGGGCACUGCCCAGCCUCCUGCUGCCCAGAGCCGACGGGCUCUUCAGCAGGGAGGCGCGUGAGGACGCGACAGCCGGCCCGGGCAGGACAGCGGCCACCGCCGAGAACAACUCCUCGGAGACAGCCCUGUUGGGUGGGACGCGGGUGACGUCCUUUCUGAAGAUGUCAGAUACAACAGCCUCCCAGCAAGAGGGACGAGAGGGCCCAGGAAAGGGCCAGGAGGAAGAGGACGAGGAGGAGGAGGUGUCGGACUACAGCUACGAGGCUGCGGAGCUGCCGCCGAGCUGGCUGGAGGACUCCAUCAACUGGCAGAGGACGUUCAGCGUCGGCUCAGUGGACUUCGAGCUGCUGCGCUCCGACUGGAACGACCUGCGCUGCAACGUGUCCGGCAACCUGCAGCUGGGCGAGAGCGAGGUGGUGGACGUGGUGGCACAGUACCUGGAGAAGCUCAACGAGAAGAACGGCGGCAUCUACACUCUCCUGCGGAUCAUCAACGUGGAAAAACGCCGGGACACGGCCCGGGGGAACCGCUACCUGCUGGAGCUGGAGCUGGCGGAGCGGGGUCAGCGCACGGUGCGGCUCUCCGAGUACGUCUAUGUCCUCUUGCACCAGGGCAAGCAGGAUGACAGCGCUGAGGCCAACCCCGAGGGGCCAGCGCUGGCCGCCACUGAGCCCCAGCCGAGUGCCUGGAGUGUCCUCUACGGGAAGCCCAUCCUGUGCCAGCCCUUGCACCUCAGCUGGAAGCAGGAUGUCAUGGUGCACUUCGUGGUCCCCGUGAAGAACCAGGCGCGCUGGGUGCAGCAGUUCAUCUCGGACAUGGCCGGCCUCUACGGGGCCACGAAGGACGCCAACUUCAACGUCAUCCUCGUGGACUUCGACAGCGAGGACAUGGAUGUAGAGAAGGCUCUGCAGGAGGCCCCACUGCCCCGGUCCCUGUACCUGCGUCGCACGGGGAACUUCGAGCUCUCGGCCGGGCUGCAGGCCGGCGUGGACACCGUCGAGGACGGGCACAGCAUCGUGUUCCUGUGUGACCUGCACAUCCACUUCCCUCCCAAUAUCCUGGACAGCAUCCGGAAGCACUGCGUGGAGGGCAAGCUGGCCUACGCGCCCAUCGUCAUGCGCCUGAGCUGCGGCAGCUCCCCCCGCGAGCCCAAUGGCUACUGGGAAGUGAACGGCUUCGGCCUCUUUGGCAUCUACAAGUCGGACUUCGACCGCGUCGGAGGGAUGAACACAGAGGAGUUCAGAGACCGCUGGGGCGGGGAGGACUGGGAGCUCCUGGACAGGGUCCUGCAGAGCGGCCUGGAGGUGGAGCGCUUGCGCCUCAGGAACUUCUACCAUUACUACCACUCCAAGCGUGGCAUGUGGAACGCCCGCAGCAGGAAAGCCCUCAAGGACUAG